AUGCCGUCGGAGGUCAAGGCGCAGUUGGACAAAGCGCUGGGGAUCUGGCCACUGCCGCAGAGCACGCGCGACGAGAUGGUGGACACGGUCGCGAAGUGGAUGGCUGGGCUCCUACCCAUCGGGCAGCUCGACGGCGUCAUCCCGGAGCCCGAGGCCAGUCGCGCCGAUGCCGCCGUGGACGCCGAGGCCUUCGCCGCCGCCUCCGCGUACGCCGCCGACAAGGACCUGGCGACCGAUGCGGAGCGGUUCGAGGUCUUCCAGACGUACGUCAAGGAGCUGUGGACUCGUGCCAAGCGCUACAUCGAGUCCCGACCCCAAGCCGCCGGCACUUCAAGGGCAGGGCUCGCUGCUCCGCCGCCUCCUGCCGCUUUCGCCCCGGCGCCGUCGUCGUCUCAGGGCCCGAGCAGCCAUUGGAGCUAUCUCGUCGGCGUCUGCUCUGCUGCCUCCAGCAGCUCCCGAGGAGUAGGGCAAUAG
Panicum virgatum (switchgrass) is the source of this 474-nucleotide messenger RNA. RefSeq names its product MFP1 attachment factor 1-like. Bases 1 to 474 code for a protein of 157 amino acids. The transcript has a single exon. Gene Ontology annotation, biological process: lateral root development; mitotic cell cycle. Lineage: Eukaryota; Viridiplantae; Streptophyta; Magnoliopsida; Poales; Poaceae. The record is from RefSeq and is a predicted model, not a curated record.